Messenger RNA from Habropoda laboriosa, 617 nucleotides. RefSeq lists its product as uncharacterized. The record is from RefSeq and is a predicted model, not a curated record. The transcript has 2 exons. Lineage: Eukaryota; Metazoa; Arthropoda; Insecta; Hymenoptera; Apidae. The annotation marks the transcript as partial.
UAUAAUAUUUACCCUUAAUUGUAUGUUAGAAUAUGAUAUAAUUCCUGAAAUAUGCGACGAAAUGAAAGAUGCGAAAAAGUCUGAAAAAGAAAGAGAAAUAGCUAAUCAGCUCUAUAUUAAAAUGUUACUUAGAACAGACAGUUCUAUAUAUGUUAAAAUAUUGAAAUUGUAUACCGAAUCCAUAAGUUACGCCCCUAAUCCAUCCAUAGAACUUGCUUUAGCUUAUGCCAAUAGAUCUGUUGUGUUAUUAAAAUUACUACUUGCUAAGCUUUAUGUAAGAAAACUUGAAUGUUUAGUGGCACUACAGCAUCCUGAUACAAAUAAUACUAUAAAGGAAACAGAAUGUCUGUUUAAAGAAAUGUCAUUAGAUAAUAAUUAUCAGUCAAGUCAAUUCUCACUUCCUGAAAUAAAGACUUAUAAUGUUGAAUUUCGUAGUGCAUCUGAUGCUGCAGGAGUAAAGUAUAAUGAAAAGUAUGAUAGACAUGAUAUAACCAGUCGUAAUAUAGAUGCUGCUGAACUACUUGUAACAGAAAAGCCAUAUAUAUCAUUAUUAACAUUUCAAAAUAGGCAUACACAUUGUUCAAAUUGUUUAGAGGUUUGUUGGGCUCUUAUACCUU